Messenger RNA from Akanthomyces muscarius, 969 nucleotides. RefSeq lists its product as uncharacterized. Lineage: Eukaryota; Fungi; Ascomycota; Sordariomycetes; Hypocreales; Cordycipitaceae. The record is from RefSeq and is a predicted model, not a curated record. The coding region runs from base 1 to 969 and encodes 322 amino acids. Gene Ontology annotation, molecular function: protein binding. The transcript has 2 exons.
AUGCAGAAUUACGCCUCUCAAUACUCUCCCUCAAUCAAGAAAAUGGAACAUUCGCGACCCUAUGGCCGCCGUGGCCUCCAGAUGGGCAACAUCAUCGGUGACCCCUUCGCCCUCGCCACCCUCUCCGUCGGCAUGCUUGCCUGGUUCAUUUGCUUCAUCUCGUGUAUCGUCGCCCAGAUCCAGUCCGCUGGCACCCCCCAAAACGACUUCCCCAAGUUUUCCUGGUGGGCCGUCAUCUUCGCCCUCUUCCUCAACGUUGGCGUCUUCGUCGUCGUCGCUUCCGACGCCGUCCAGACCUACCAAGUCGCCCUCAGCAGCUACCUUGCCGCCGGCCUCGUCCUCGCCAGCUCCGGCGUCAACGGCCUCGUCUACUCCAACAAUGGCGCCCGCCAGGCUGCCGGCGCCGGCUUCAUCCUCCUCUCCAUGCUCGACAUUGUCUGGAUCUUUUACUUUGGCUCCGCGCCCUCCGCCACGCCCCGUGCCUUCCUCGACUCCUUUGCUCUUUCCAAGGAAUCCUCGGGCCCCAUGAACCGCCAGCCCAUGACGGCCUACGGCGGUACUGGCCGCCCCGAGACAUCCAACUCGGUCCAGCCGCCCCAGAUGUACACCUCGACCCAACUCAACGGCUUCGAAAACUCCACGCCGCUCGGCAACACCAUGACUGGCGCGCGCAACUCCAACUUUGGCGCCAGCACACCCCAGCCAGCGCAGCAGGGCCAGCAAGGUCAACAGCCCGGCCUGCCUCAGCCUGGCAAGCCCCAUGAUACCGAGGUGGUGCCUCCCACCGAGUAUCCCUACAAGGCCAAGGCCAUCUACAGCUACGAGGCCAACCCCGACGAUGCCAACGAAAUCUCCUUUAGCAAGCACGAAAUUCUCGAAGUCUCCGACGUCAGCGGCCGUUGGUGGCAAGCGCGCAAAGAAAGUGGCGAGACUGGCAUCGCCCCCAGCAACUAUCUCAUUCUGUUAUAA